Molecule: messenger RNA, 1326 nt
Organism: Caenorhabditis briggsae
Lineage: Eukaryota; Metazoa; Nematoda; Chromadorea; Rhabditida; Rhabditidae
Exons: 1
Coding region: 1-1326 (441 amino acids)
Source: RefSeq, a predicted model, not a curated record
AUGCUCAAGAAUAACAACACCGGAAAGCCGUCGAAUACGGUAACUAAAUCGGCUAAGCCAAAGAAAGUAGCUCCAACAAAGCGAUACUGUACUCUCGGCCGUUCGGUCACCGGACCAAUCAAGUCGGCCAUAACACGGGCCGAGAAUGAUGCCAUGAAACGUAUGAAAAAGGUCGACAAGUUCUUCGAAGAACGUGCUGGAAAAGAACACACAGCACUGGGAGAUAAACAGCUCAACGAUCUCGAUCGAGACCGAUCUGAACUCCAGAGAAGCCUCAUCAACCUACAAAAUUUACCAAGCCUCGUAGAGUCCAAACUGAAACUCCCAGAGUUCUUGAAAGAACCAACUGCCAAAGCAGUAACCACUGAGAUGAACGAGCUCUUGAGAACAGCUGACAUCUACCGUACCAUCAAGAGCGUCAGAAACAAGAUCGACAUGAUCACUCAAGAGGCGGAAGCUCAUGGUAGAAUCUUCAGCCCAGCUAACUUCGAUGAGGAAAGCGUCUUCCAAGAGUUCCAAGAACUCAUCGAGACGGAAGACAACGAAGAAGAAAGCUCCACUGAAGAAGACACUGAGAAGGAACUCAGUCAAAACUCCGAAGAAGACAACAAAAGAAUCUUGGAACAGAUUCUUCAAGGUCGGAGAGAAAUCCAAAUGCGUCAAGAGCAAAUGGACGAAGAGGAAGCCGAAUUCCAAAGGCUCAAGCAAAAGCAGCAGGAGGAACUGGAAAAUCAGGAAUAUCAACAAAAGCCGAAACAACCUCAACACUUUCAGUACAUCGAAACAAAUAAUGCGGUAGCUACAAAAAACGAGACCGUAGUUGAAAAAGCGAGGAAACAACUGGCUCAGGAGAGAUUGGCCCUCGCCAACCGUACUCCCAUUGAAGUAUCUGAGAACCUGAACCACAAGAUCCAAGAAAUUGAACACCAUCCAGCGAUGGAAACAAUGUAUAGGAACCCAGCUUCCCCUCAAUUCUCUUCUCCAAGCAGCUACAUCAUCCAAUCUCCACCAUUGGACGAUUUUAAACAGGAAAUCAAUCAAUCCACUAAAGCGCUUGAAGAGAAAAAUGCUGCUGUAAUUUCGAACUCAGUUGAGGUUGCCAUCGGGAGACUCGCUACCGGGUUACUCGAAAAAUUGAGCCUGAGAAACAUUGAUAAGAUAAUCACCGAGCCCAAAGGCCUUCGUCUACAAGAAGGAUACUAUGAUAGUGACGAAGAUGAAGCAGAGGCUAUGCAAUACAUGAAUCAGUACCGUAAUCAAAGCUACAAUGAUUGCUACGUAGCUCCUAAGGAGGAUACACAACAGAGAGAAAAGACUCAAAAAUAA